AUGUCUACUAAAACUUGUGCAGGCUGCUUUAAUGCUUUAAAAAUUAAGGAUAGUUUGAAGUGUUCAAAAUGCCACAAAAAUUACGAUACACUAUGUGCUAAUAUUAAUGACGGUCAUUCGAGAGCUUUGAGUACUGAGCAGAAAAAUGCUUGGAAAUGUCCAGAUUGCAUGAAUAAAAUACCUAAAGGUAACAAUACUAAUACUCCUUUACGUCCGCCUCAAUCGGACAUUACACUCUCUCACAAUACGAGCUCUCCGUCUUGCACCAACGUAACACUGCGUAACAAACGCUGUACUAAUAGUACUCAAGCUUUAUCGAGUGACGAAAAUAUUUUUGAGAUAUCUAGAGCCGACUUAAAGGAAUUAAUCAGACAUGAAAUAAAAAAUGCUGUUCAUGAAGCCUUAGCUGAUCAACUUAAAGGAAUGAAUGAUUUAUUAUCUAGCUUUCAGCAAUCUCUCUCAUUUUUCAAUGAUCAAUUCGAAACUAUGAAGUCGUCUUUAUUAGAAAAAUCAGUAAAAAUACAAGAACUCGAAAAACCGAUUCCGGCUACGGCGGCCAAUCUCAUUGAGAUUAGCCAACUGCGCAGGAGAUAUUAUAGUGCUCAAGUGUACGCGCAGACACAAGUGCACUCUCUAUUCCUAUCACUUUCAUACUCCGGUGGGACGACCACUCGACACGACCGG
Messenger RNA from Brenthis ino (lesser marbled fritillary), 684 nucleotides. NCBI's taxonomy places the organism in Eukaryota, Metazoa, Arthropoda, Insecta, Lepidoptera, Nymphalidae. The record is from the annotation of a GenBank genome assembly.